AUGUCAGGUCGCGUUCAAAAAUCGAAACAAUCCAAGUCGGCACUUCGUUCUGCUUGUGAAGACGUUUUUUAUCGCUUUGGUUCUGACGACGUUAUGCCGUGUACUUGCUGCUUCCGUGCAAAGCGUACAUGUCGGAUGGCGGAGGGCGCAAAAACUUGUCAGGGUUGUAGAAACCUGAAGCGUCCUUGUGAUGGUCUCGUGGUGGCGUCUAGUCUGAAAAGGCUGAGCGAUCAGCGUCAGGAGUGGGAAGAGAAGGAGGAGCAGGCUAGUGAUGCACUGCUGGAUCUUCAUGAAAAGUUGGCGCGGGUUCAAGCCGAGGUGGCUGAAGCGGCUGGUCGAUUGUCGCGGAUCCGCGCGAUUCGGAAGAAAGUGAAGGAGCGGCAUGUGGAGACGUUUUCUCGAGGGAUGCAGGAGUUAGAGGAGGACGACGUUCUUCCUGCAUUGGAUGCUCAUGAGAGUGGUGUGGUUGGUGAUCUUCAGUUUCAGGGUGUGGAGAACAAUCCGGAUUGGGCGAGUUUUGGCAUUGGCGAGGAGUUUGCGGAUCUUGGCCCUUUGUUGGGGGAUUCGCAGUUGGUGUCUUCCAGUGGUUCUUAG
Colletotrichum truncatum is the source of this 594-nucleotide messenger RNA. RefSeq lists its product as uncharacterized. NCBI's taxonomy places the organism in Eukaryota, Fungi, Ascomycota, Sordariomycetes, Glomerellales, Glomerellaceae. The record is from RefSeq and is a predicted model, not a curated record.